AUGACCCCGCAGACCAAUUCUGCUCCCGCCAAAAAUAACAGGUGCCAAACCGCAACUGGACCUCGGCAGAGGACCCCCAUUCCAGCGAAGUCGCCAAAGCGAGCUCGAGAAGAAGACGAAGUUUCACACCCCCUCCCUUCCCUCGAGCCGUUUCCAAAGCGAGUACGAACAUCUACAGCUUCAGUAGGCAAACCAGCUAGGCGGAAGACAAUCACAGAGGCUCGGGUUGACUACUGGAAUGAAACCCGAACCUGGCCGACAGAGGAACAAGAGAACACAAUGGACCGAUUUCGCGACCUUGCUCAGCCUGUGCUAGCAAGAAAGAAAUCAUUAGCUUCUCUCCGCCGCAAGCGUUCAGAUGCUAGCAUCAACACCGAAACAGUCUCAACACGAACGCCGAGUGACCAACAACCGCGGGAACAGAAGAGCACUCCAUAUAGACACCCACGUUACGAAGGUCAACUCAGUGAGCGCGGUAGCUUCAUGUGUAGAUAUGAAGGUGGCAUCAGCGCCGAAAGCAAAGCGCUUUGCCAAAAGCUUCUAAACUCGGCACAAUCGCUGCCGAAAGAUACAUUAUUUGAAGAUGAACUGUUUGAGGAUACUUUGGAAUCAAUCAAAGGUAGAAACGAGGCCAGAGUGAUCCGUGAUAUCGCGCAGCUUAUUGUUCCUCCUGCCGAAAUCUUAGCAAUCCGCGGCGCCAAGCACCUAAAGACUCUCAGAGAGACCACCAACGCUGGCUGGAACAACGCCAUUCCCUUUUACGGAUCACGCCCACAACCGGACUACAGCCUUGGAUUCAAGCGAGAAGCUUUUACCCGGGAACGACUACAGAAACUCCAGCCCUUCAUUGGAAAUGAAUUAGAGGAUUGCUCCUAUUUUGCGGCCACGUACGACAUGUACUUUCCGUUCCUUACUAGCGAAGUGAAAUGCGGAGCAUCCGCCCUUGACAUUGCUGAUCGGCAGAAUGCUCACAGUCAAACCGUUGCAUUACGUGGUUUGAUAGAGCUUUUCCGGCUUGUGGGUCGGGAGAACGAUCUUCAUCAAGAAAUUAACGGCUUUUCAAUCUCUCAUAGCGAUGAGUAUGUAAGAAUCUGGGGACAUUACGCUGUUGUCAAUGGGAAAGACUUCACAUUCUACCGACAUCCAAUUGCCAAGUUUGAUAUUUCAAAGACCGAACAAGGAGACAAUCGGUGGACGGCAUACACCUUUGUUCAGAAUAUGUACGAUUUAUGGCUCCCUGAGCACUUCUCAAGGAUCUGUUCCGUUAUCGACAUGCUCCCCUCCGACUUGGAUUUCAAAGUCUCCGAACAAUUCGAACUUCAACCUCUGCUUCCGGAAAUGGCCUCUUCCCUCUCAGAAUUGUCCCAACAACUCGAGGAUCACAGCUUAGCCGAUGAAGGGGUAAUAUCAGACAGCCAGCCAAGCACCCACCCUAUAACCCCAGAGGCCACAAUCAACACCAGGCCCAGCAACUCCAAGAAGAAUAAGACGAAGUGACAACAUGCACCUACCAUUCCUCUCGGGCUCGGCUAUAUGCCUUGCGACAACAUCAGGUCACACGACACUACAGCAAUUGUGAAGCCAGUGUAUCUGCAAGAGCAAUGAUAGGCAUCCAGUUUCUGGCACAAGUUACCAUUAUCAGACACAAGCAGCCGUACUUCUGAAUCUACGAUUCGCUACUUUCCUUUUCGAAUUCAAUGUGUUGUGUCAAUACCCCCACUGUCUACAAUCAAUGAGGAGAAAAAGGGUGGGUGUAGGGCUUGGACUUGACCGUUACGCAGUUGAGCAAGAAGGUUGAGGGUUAUGGGGCUGAUGUCAGGCUGGCUGGAGGGUUUUGUUCUUGUGGGUCUACAUGAUUAGCGUGGAGUAUAAUGAUUGAGAGCCAGAGCUAGUUGAGUCGGAGUUGGCCAUUCCUUCUAGGCACAUCAUGAAAUGC
Exserohilum turcica Et28A is the source of this 1936-nucleotide messenger RNA. RefSeq lists its product as uncharacterized. NCBI's taxonomy places the organism in Eukaryota, Fungi, Ascomycota, Dothideomycetes, Pleosporales, Pleosporaceae. The transcript is spliced from 2 exons. The coding region runs from base 1 to 1497 and encodes 498 amino acids. The record is from RefSeq and is a predicted model, not a curated record.